AUGGGCUUGUUACAGAAGGUUGUCAGGAAUGAGGCCAUGAAGACGUCGCAUGCUAACUGGCAGCUCGAAGGAUGGCGUAUCUUUCUUUUGGCUUGCUUUGGCGGCAUGUUGUUCGGAUGGGGUAGGCGCUACUCCUCAUGGUUUGAACUCGGUAAAAGUUCACAGACUGAUAUUUUGGCGACAGAUAUCGGCUCUAUCGGUGGCAUUAUCGUCAUGGAGGCAUUCAAGGCGGAGUACAAGAUUACCGAGGGGGUGGCUGCCAAUCUGAAUAGCAACAUUGUUAGCACACUUCAAGGAGGAUGCUUCUUCGGUGCCCUGGCCGCGUACUACUGUGCCGAUAGGUUUGGACGACGACCAUCACUUCUCGCCGCCGCCGCUGUCGCGACCACCGGUGUUGUCAUUCAGUGUUCCACUGUGGGAAAGCUGGAGGGUCUUUACGUCGGUCGACUGGUCGCCGGUCUAGGAGUCGGUGCAGCAAGUAUGCUCACCCCUCUCUAUGUGAGUGAGAACUCGCCUCGCGCGAUUCGCGGUGGCCUUACUGGAAUCUACCAGCUCUUCAUCGCUACUGGCAUCAUGUUGAGUUUCUGGGUCAACUAUGGCUCAUACAGACAAUUCGACGACCCACUGACAAACAAUGCUACUUGGCAAAUCCCCCUGGCUCUCCAGGCUCUUCCCGCAGUUUGCCUUCUCCUCGGCGUCUUCUUUUGCAACGAGUCGCCCAGAUGGCUCGCAAGACAAGACAACUGGGAGGAUGCUACGAGGGUCUUGGCCCACUCUAGGAAUCUUCCCGCCAGCCACCCAUAUUUGCAGAUGGAGCUCGACGAGAUGCGGGACCAGCUUGAGAACGAGCGUCGCUUGAUCGGCGGAGCGACCUUCUGGGACCUACAGCGCGAGAUGUGGAAGAUCAAGGGGAACCGGAACCGAGCCCUGAUCUCCAUGGGCCUCAUGGUCUGCCAGCAGAUGACCGGAACCAACGCCAUCAACUACUAUGCCCCGCUGAUCUUCCAGAGCUUGGGAAUCGCCACCACCACUGACUUCCUUGCCCCCUCCCCCCAGAAAACCGACACGGGCCUCUUCGCCACGGGCAUCUACGGCGUGACGAAGAUGAUCACCUGCGCCGCCUUCCUCCUCUUCGCCGCCGACUCCCUCGGCCGACGGCGCUCCCUCCUCUGGACGUCCAUCGCGCAGGGCGCCGCCAUGUUCGUCAUCGGCUUCUACGUGCGCUUCCAGCCGCCGGUGGCGGGCCAGCCGAUCCCGCCCUUCGGCUACAUCGCGCUGGUCAGCAUCUUCCUCUUCGCGGCCUUCUUCCAGUUCGGCUGGGGCCCCUGCUGCUGGAUCAUCGUGUCCGAGAUCCCGACGGCGCGCCUGCGCGCCCUCAACGUCGCCAUGGCCGCCAGCACCCAGUGGCUCUUCAACUUCGUCGUGGCCCAGGCCGUGCCGCGCAUGAUGAAGCACGUCGGCCGCGGCGGCUACGGCACCUACUUCAUCUUCGGCUGCUUCUGCUUCUCCAUGUUCUUCUUUGUCUGGUUCCUGAUCCCCGAGACCAAGGGCUUGAGCUUGGAGCGCAUGGAUGAUAUCUUCGGCACCACCGAGCUAUCCAAGGGCCUCGAUCAAGAGCGCGCUCUUCCAUCUCCCGCCGAGGACAAGAAGACGCCACGCACCCAGAUCAUUGAGGACACGGCACAUCCAGAUCCGGAUCCAGAUCCGGAUUCGGAUUCGGAUCCGAGACGGAAUGCUAUUCAGCAGCAGCAGCAGCAGCCGCAGCAGCCGAAGGCUACAGAGGUGCACAUGUGA
Drepanopeziza brunnea f. sp. 'multigermtubi' MB_m1 is the source of this 1794-nucleotide messenger RNA. NCBI's taxonomy places the organism in Eukaryota, Fungi, Ascomycota, Leotiomycetes, Helotiales, Drepanopezizaceae. The record is from RefSeq and is a predicted model, not a curated record.